Molecule: messenger RNA, 1374 nt
Organism: Cordyceps fumosorosea ARSEF 2679
Lineage: Eukaryota; Fungi; Ascomycota; Sordariomycetes; Hypocreales; Cordycipitaceae
Product: nonspecific lipid-transfer protein
Exons: 1
Coding region: 1-1374 (457 amino acids)
Molecular function (GO): acyltransferase activity, transferring groups other than amino-acyl groups
Source: RefSeq, a predicted model, not a curated record
AUGCCUCGACAACUCGCCCCCGUCUACAUCCUUGGUGUAGGCAUGACCAAGUUCAUCAAGCCUCGCGGCAAUGUCGACUACACCGAGCUCGGCUUCGAGGCCGGCGUCAAGGCCAUGCUCGACGCCCAGAUCAACUACGACGAUGUCGACCAGGGCGUCGCCUGCUACUGCUACGGCGACUCUACCUGCGGCCAGCGCGUCUUCUACCAGUUCGGCAUGACCAAGGUGCCCAUCUACAACGUUAACAACAACUGCGCCACCGGCAGCACCGGCCUCGCCAUGGGCCGCACCUUUGUCGCCUCGGGCGCCGCCGACUGCGUCCUCGUCGUCGGCUUCGAGAAGAUGAUGGCCGGCUCGCUCCAGUCCUUCUUCAACGACCGUGAGAACCCUCUCGGCACCACUGUCAACAUGAUGGUCGAGACCCGCGGCUUCGAGCCCGCCCCCGGCGCGCCCCAGAUGUUCGGCAACGGCGGCCGCGAGUACAAGGAGAAGUUUGGCGCCACCAACGAGGACUUUGCCGAGAUUGCGCGCGUCAACCACGCGCACUCCCCCAACAACCCCUACUCGCAGUUCCAGCAGGUCUACACCACCGAGCAGAUCCUCAAGUCGCCCACCAUCUUCGACCCCCUGACCAAGCUGCAGUGCUGCCCCACCUCGGACGGCGGCGCCGCGGCCGUGCUCGUCUCCCAGGAGUUCCUCGACGCCCGCCCGCACCUUAAGUCGCAGGCCGUGCUCAUCGCCGGUCAGUGCCUCGCCACCGACGCGCCCUCGCUCUUCUCCAAGAGCUCCAUCGACCUGCUCGGCUACGAGAUGACGCAGCACGCGACCGCCGUCGCCUUCAAGCAGGCCGGUAUCACCGCUGAGGACGUCAAGGUCGUCGAGCUGCACGACUGCUUCUCCGCCAACGAGAUGCUCGUCCUCGACGCGCUCGGCCUCUGCGAGCACGGCAAGGCCCACGAGAUGGUCCGCAAGGGCGACAUCACCUACGGCGGCAAGUACCUGGUCAACCCCUCGGGAGGCCUCAUCUCCAAGGGCCACCCGCUCGGCGCCACGGGCAUCGCCCAGGCCGCCGAGCUCGUCUGGCACCUCCGCGGCUGGGCCAACAACCGCGAGGUCGCCGGCACCAAGUACACCCUGCAGCACAACCUGGGCCUCGGCGGCGCCGUCGUGGUCAGCGUGCUGGCGCGCGCGGACGGCAAGGUCGCGCCCAAGCUGACCAACGAGGAGGUCGGCAAGAUCAACAAGCUCGGCUACAACCCGGCCGUCGAGGCCAAGGGCUUCACGGCCGCUCAGGCCACCUCGGUCCGCUCCAAGAAGCACUCGAGCGCGUGGGCGCUGCAGGACACCGAGGAGAAGGUCACUGCCAACUUUUAA